CUAACCCUGAUCCCCCAAAAACCCCUAAAACCUGACCCUAUUCCCAAAACGGUGGAACUGCACAUUCGCAGAAAGGCUCGGUAUCACGUCUCGAUAGCGAAGCGACGUCCCGGCCGCUUGUGGUUUGCCGGCCUCCGUGGGCCGGUCCGCCCGGUGACUCCGCCGCCAGUCCCUCACCUCCAUCAUCCGCUUUACGGCGCCGCCAUGGCUGGCCGCCUGCUCAAAGUGUCGUCCGCCGCCGCCGCCGCGCUGCUCGCUUCCUCCGGCCUCUACCUUUACGGCAAACACCUGGACCCCAGCGACGUCAGCGUGGUUAGGUUUGGCAGAGCCGCAGCCACGACUGCAGUUAUCAGCUACGAUUACCUCACUUCCCUCCGAAAUGUGCAAUACGGUACAGAGGAAUACUGGGCUCUGAAAUCCAAGGUGCACCGGCGCUCGGCAGAACGCCUCAGAGACCUGUGCUGUGCCAACAGGGGCACCUUCAUAAAGGUGGGCCAGCACCUGGGCGCCCUGGACUACCUGCUCCCGGAGGAGUACACCAGCGUCCUGAGAGAGCUGCACAGUCGCUCCCCGCAGAGUUCCAUCGCCGAGGUCCAGCAGGUCAUCCGGGAGGACCUGGGCAAGGAGGGCAGAACCUCCCCGCACCAAGGGACGGACGGACAGGCAGGCAGGGAGACAGGAAGAUGGACAGACAGGCAGAAAGAUGACAGACAGGAAGAUAGUCAGACAAGCGAGAAGGCAGGCAGGGAGAGGGACAAACAGGGAGGCUUUCACUCAGGCUGCUCGCUUUUUCAGAUCCGCCAGCUGUUUGCCAGCUUUGAGGACACCCCCCAGGGUGCAGCCUCCCUGGCCCAGGUGCACAAGGCCCUGCUGCAUGAUGGGAGGACGGUGGCCGUCAAGGUGCAGCACCCCAAGGUGCAGACGCAGAGCUCCCGGGACAUCGUUGUAAUAGAGGUGCUGCUUAAGGCAGUCAAAUGGCUCUUCCCUGAUUUCUCGUUCAUGUGGCUGGUCGAAGAGGCCAAGAAGAAUAUGCCUUUGGAGCUGGACUUCCUGAACGAAGGCCGCAAUGCUGAGAAGGUGGCAGAGCUGCUCAAGGACUUCAAGUUCCUGAAGGUUCCUAAGAUUCAUUGGGACCUGUCCACCAAGCGCAUCCUGACCAUGGACUUUAUGGAGGGGGGGCAGGUGAAUGACCGGGAGUACAUGAGACGACACAGCAUCGACGUUAAUGAGAUAUCAAGGAACCUGGGGAAGAUGUACAGCGAGAUGAUAUUUGUCCAUGGUUUUGUGCACUGUGAUCCCCACCCUGGUAACGUCCUGGUCCGGAAGUGCCCCAAAAGCAAGAGGAGUGAAAUAGUGCUGCUUGACCAUGGCCUGUAUCAGGUUCUCAACCAGGCCUUCCGUCUAGACUACUGUCGGCUGUGGCGAGCCUUGAUGAAAGCGGACAUGAAGGGCGUUGAGCGGUACAGCCGCCGCUUGGGAGCUGGAGACAUGUUCCCGCUGUUUGCCUGCGUGCUCACGGCGCGUUCCUGGGCCUCCCUCAAUGCUGGCAUCAGCCGGACCGCCGUGACGAGCUUGGAGGACACGGAGAUCCGUGCUAACGCCGCACGCUACCUGCCCCAGAUCAGCGAGCUCCUCAACAAGGUUCCCCGGCAGAUGCUGCUGCUUCUGAAGACUAACGACCUCCUGCGCGGCAUCGAAACAGUCCUGCAGACGCGCGCCAAUGCCAGCUCCUUCCUGAAUAUGUCCCGGUGCUGCGUGCGCGCCCUGUCCAGGCAUGGCAGAAGUAAAGCCAGAUAUAGACCUCGCUGGCUGCAGAUCUUCCUGUCCGAGGUUCUCACUCUGUGGCAGAUCAACCUGUAUGAAGUCUUCCUAUGGAUGAAGGCCUCCAUGUUGGGCAGCUGGUUGAGAAACCUGGUCAGCUGGCUCCAAUUUGCACAGUGAUCCUCCAUGCUGACUGUAGGACAUGACUGAAGGUGGAAGAAGACUGAGGCUUUAUUAUGUCAAAAGGCCAUUGUCAUCUCAACCAAGCACCACCCACAUUGAAGAGUUGGAUUCUAUGAAAGACAUGAGGAAAUGUAAACAUUUACUGUUUACUGUCAUAGAAGAAUAGCUUUUUAUUGCCUCAUAUAUAUGUAAACAAACAUUUAUGAAUAUUGUUUUUUUGCAUUACGAAAAUUUUAUUGUACACAUUUUUUCCAGUUUGCACUCUCCCACCAUCUUUCAGUCACGGAAUACUCAAAUGGUUGGUUGAUCCUGAACUUUCCACCUCUUUCUGUUCCCAAGCUCCCUCCGUCCACCCAAGGUUUCCAUUCACAUCCGUCCUCCAUCUCCCCCUGGUUCCUUUGCUUACCUUAAUUGGCUUUUGUAGAAAGUAUUCUGCAAGCCGAAAAGUUUUUUAUCCCUGCCUGUUGAACCUGGAAGUGUGAUGACUCAUGAUUUUACUGAUCUCAAAUUAAUUGUCUGUUUUUAUUUACUUUUAUUUACGUUUGUCACUAUGUCUUUUCCAUUAGUUGUUGGUGCUCUUUUGAAUGUGAAUGGGAGGGAGAUGUAGACCAUUGUGCUCAUAAUGGGUCCUGAAGAAAAGCUUGGUGCUUGUGUGUGUGCUGGAAAAAAAGUGAAAUGGAGCUUUCAGGCCACUUAGCUGUUUGUGUUUAUACAGCUGUGUGGAGUUUGCUUGCCGGAUGUAGAAAUAAUAAUAUAAUAUAUAAUAAUAAACAUCAUUUGACUAGAAUUCUGUUAUAUCAUGAUGCGGUGCCAUGAUGUCACUAGCUAAAAUCCAGACCAGUAAGGCCAGUUACACAAGCUGUAUAAAGGCUACUUUGACCAAGCUUUGACUGAGUCAGUCAGUCUGAUGAUUGUGUGAUGGAUCACCACUGCAAGAUCGCAGGGCUUUUAAAGUACUCCCUCUCUGACCCCCCCGGACGUCUGUAUCGUCAGCCCAGGUCUACCUCCUUGACCCCUCCCCAGACGUCUGUACCGUCAGCCCGGGUCUCCCUCUCUGACCCCCCCGGACGUCUGCACCGUCAGCCCAGGUCUCCCUCCCUGACCCCUCCCAGGACAUCUGCAUCGUCAGCCCAGGUCUCUCUCACUGACCCCCCCAGAUGUCUAUAUUGUCAGCCCAGGUCUCCCUUCCUGACCCCUCCCCGGACGUCUGUACCGUCAGCCCCGCCUCUCCCUCUCUGACCCCCCGGAUGUCUGCAUCACCAGCCCAGGUCUCCUUCUCUGACCCCACCCUGGACGUCUGCAUCGUUAUGCCUGGUUCGUGAAGGCCUUUAUCGGUGUCUCCUCGUCUUAAUUAGACUCGACCUCUGUAGGCAAACGCAGCGGGACUGCUGGAUCCAUGUCUGAGUGUAAUAAAAAACCCAUCCAUCUUGAUCAAAGUGCAGGCCCCAGAGCUGCCAAAUGCAAUCAUCUAAGUAAUGGCGCCGUUUUCAGGCUGGGAGUUCUGUAGGUUCUCCCAGGCCUAGAGGAGGCUGUGCGCUUCUGUGCCUCUCAAAUUCUCCCCGAUUCACCCCGUAUUAAGCUGCCCUUUUUAUUAAGGAUCUACGGCCAGGGUUUGCAUAAUUGAUUUCAGUGGAUGCCAUCUGAUUACACAAAGACAGAGGUUCUGUUUUGCCAAAUGUCAACUGUAUUCAUCCCUUUUAGUGGAAACAGCUACCUGAAGCAAAUAUAUUGUAAUUGCAUAAAUAUUGUAAACAAACAAUUACACAAUA
Paramormyrops kingsleyae is the source of this 3713-nucleotide messenger RNA. It is a transcript of the gene adck1, whose product is annotated as aarF domain containing kinase 1. Lineage: Eukaryota; Metazoa; Chordata; Actinopteri; Osteoglossiformes; Mormyridae. Gene Ontology annotation, cellular component: mitochondrial inner membrane. The record is from RefSeq and is a predicted model, not a curated record. Gene Ontology annotation, biological process: lipid homeostasis; mitochondrion organization.